GCCGCAGUUUCGGGGGGCCCGCCGCAGCCGCGACCAUUCCCAAGGCCUGCGCAAGCAGCCUCGGGGGCGGGUGUCCCCGCGGCGGCUUCGACGUCCGCCGAUCUGAUUUCUCCUACCUGCGGCCUCCGAGAUCGCCGGCUCAGAGCCGAGGAGGAGCACCCCGCCGGGCGCGAAGAGCCAUAGCCCGAUCGCCGGAGGGCUGCGGCCGCGCCCGGCCGCCGCCCUGCAGGGCGCGCCCCCGGAGCCAUGCGGGCCGCGCCUGGGUCCGCGGCCCUCCUGGGGCAGGGCCAGGAGCUGGAGCUGGGCGCGCCGCGGCAGCCGAGCGGCGGCGGCGGCGGGGCGGGCGCGGAUGCGGCGCGGCUGCUUGCGGAGCAGCGCGAGGAGGUCCAGCGUCUGUUCUCGGGCUUCGUCGCCCAGCUGGAGGCCCUGCACGUGCGGCACCUGGACCAGCACGGCGCGUGCCUGCAGGGCACCGCGCAGGGGCGGGCGGCGCCCGCCGAGGCGGCGGCGCCCCCGCUGCGCGAGGAGGCGCCGCCGCGGGCCGCCGGGCGGGGCGGGGCCGCGGCCGCGGGCGCCCCCGCGCCGCCGGAGCCGAGCCGCGAAGCCUCGUGGGGCGAGGUCCCGGCAGCCCUGCAGAGCUUCCUCGCCGGGAUGCCCAGGGCGGACGGCUGGCGCGGCCAGCUGCAGGACGUGGUGCACGGCCACGCGUUCAAGAGCGCAGUCACGUGCGUCAUAGUUCUGGGCAUUGUGGCACAGGCAUUCGAGAUAAACGACCUGCUCGAGAGGCAGAGUGAGCAUCAGGGCGAGGACGAUUGGGGCCUCUGGAAGUUCAUCGAGACUGCCGUCACCGUGCUGUUCGUGCUCGAGGUUACGCUCAGAAUUGUGGCUGACCAGUGGUACUUCUUCUUGGGGUCCGCGCGAUACUGGAACUGGCUUGACUUGGUGCUGACGGCCAUGGACUUCUUUGAGGCUCUGUUGGAUGCCGAUGGGAGGGAACAUCGCAGUGCGACCAUUGGCGCGGUCCGCGUCUUCCGAAUCCUCCGCUUCGCACGGGUCUUGCGGGCCGUACGUUUGCUGGCGGCCUUCCACAGCUUCCGCGUGAUGAUGCUAUCCAUCGUGCACGCAAUGCCGUCGCUCUCGUGGGCGUUUUUGCUGCUGCUGGUGGAGGUAUACGUGUUCAGCAUAUUCUUCUCCUACGGUGUGGUGGAGUUCCUCCGCGAGGAGUACCUCCGCGACGGAGCUGCCGACUCCCCAGUAGCAUCAGAGCUGAAGCUUUUCUUCGGGAGCUUGGCGCAGGCCAUGGUGUCCCUCUUCAUGUGUGUGACCGGAGGCAAAGACUGGGGGUACCUGAUGCACGCUCUCGGUGCGUGCAGCCCGGUCUACGCGGCUGCGCUUGUCGUCUACAUCUUUGUCACGCUCAUUGGGGUCAUGAACGUCGUGAAUGGGGGGCACGGUGGUGGAUCUUUGUGGACAGUGCGACGCUUGUUUCCUUCAAAGACCAGGACAUAGUUGUCCAGUAUGAGGCGGAAAAGCGGAAGAGGUGCGCGGACAAGCUCAAGCAGUGGUUCAGGGGGUCACAGAAACAGAUAGUGUCAUGGGAGGACCUCUCGGACGCGUUGCGCCACGAGAAGGUGAGCAGCUACUUCGCUGCCCUUGAACUAGAGGUGGAGCAGGCUAAGAAGCUGUACGAGUUGCUGGAUGUCGAGGACUCAAAUGAGGUAGAGAUCGAUGCGUUCGUGGAUGGAUGCAUGCGCUUGAGAGGGGCGGCGAGGAGCGUGGACCUCGCGAUGCUGGCGUACCAGAGCGACAAGAUGAGCUGCAGGUGGAACGCUUUCAUGCAGUUCGCGGAGGCCGAGUUCACCGAUCUGCGAAAGGCCACGGUCACCGGCUGAGCCCCUGGACGCGCAGGGAAACGCAUGUCUUUGAGUGGUGCCGAAGAUGAGAUUGGGAUGGAGCGCCAUCGCCUCGCCUCCAGCCCCCCCCCUCCGUUUCUCAUUGCUCCUUUUUGCGCUGGGCAGAAGAGCCGCGCUCGCAGCGCCAGCUGGCGGGGAGCCUGUAUCAUUUCAAUAUCCAUCUGCUUGCGGCAAAUCCCAGACUGCGCUGGUGCAGCAGCGCAGGAAGAAGGAGGUUGUGCUUGCGACCCGUUCCAGAUCAGGCCCUUGGCCGAACCGGUGCGGGUCUCAAAUGCACCUUCCUUGUCCUUUCCCCCUUCUUCUCCUGAUGGUGAUGUGAGAUUCACUUCAUUUUUGGCUCGCCUAUUCGGGGCCCUGCUUUGCAUUGACAGAAUUCCCCGCCAAACUCCGCUGCAGCACGUUUGCAAGGUCGGUGCAAUGACUUUCAGCUUGCGGGCCAACGGCCCUCCACCAGAAGGGUGUCGAGCAGCGGCGCCAGAAUUGGACGCGCAAGACCACGCGUGCAGAGGGGGCCUCCUCUUCGACGUCUGAGCGC
Molecule: messenger RNA, 2448 nt
Organism: Prorocentrum cordatum
Lineage: Eukaryota; Dinophyceae; Prorocentrales; Prorocentraceae
Source: the annotation of a GenBank genome assembly